AUGAAAAUUUGGACAUCUGAACAUGUAUUUGAACAUGAUUGGCAAACAGUAGUAAAUGCUGCGUGGCGGAAGUAUCCGAACCCUUGUAAUAGCGGUGUUACGGCUAUGGAUAUUGUCUCCCAAAAAGUAGAAGAAGGUGUUAUCCAUUCUGAAAGAGUCAUCCAGUCACAUUUUCACAUUCCUUCCUGGGCUACGAAGUUAACUGGUUUUUCUGGUACUCAAUAUUCCCAUGAAUACAGCACCAUCGAUCCCCAAAAGAAGACAAUGUCAUUAACCACUCGAAAUUUAAAUGGCGGUUCAUUUCUUAGGUGUGAUGAAAAACUGACUUAUCAGCCUCACUCUUCCGACCCCAGCAAGACUAUCUUGAUGCAAGAGGCAAUCGUUACUAUAACUUUACCCGCGUUUGCUGACUAUUGUGAGAAAACGUUUCUUAAUGUUUAUUCCACAAACGCCAACAAGGGAAGAAAAGGAAUUGAAUGGGUUAUUGAUCAUCUAAAAAGAGAAUACAAUGAAAUUUCUGAUAAGUUCAGUUCUGAAGUACAUGGAAUGAGCGAAAAAGUCCGGCAUGCCUGGAAUGCCACUUCCCGCUAG
Molecule: messenger RNA, 591 nt
Organism: Auanema sp. JU1783
Lineage: Eukaryota; Metazoa; Nematoda; Chromadorea; Rhabditida; Rhabditidae
Source: the annotation of a GenBank genome assembly